Durotheca rogersii is the source of this 684-nucleotide messenger RNA. RefSeq lists its product as uncharacterized. NCBI's taxonomy places the organism in Eukaryota, Fungi, Ascomycota, Sordariomycetes, Xylariales, Xylariaceae. The record is from RefSeq and is a predicted model, not a curated record. Bases 1 to 507 code for a protein of 168 amino acids. The transcript has a single exon.
AUGGCGCCGCGCAUUCCGACACCUCCCCCCUUCAACAUCACGCUCAUAACGCUGCGAGGGCUUCUCUCUGACGGGCUGGCAAACGUCACGAUCCACGAUAAGCAGCCCGUCUCUAAGAUGUCGGAGAUGGAAGACCACGAAUCCUCGUCAGGGGGACUAGACGUCUUCGGGGUUGUACUUGUCGUCAUUGCCAGCCUGGCAGCCUGCAGCCUGGUCGCCAUGCUCCUCUAUCUUAAGUUGAGGGCCAACCGAGCGCGGGCUAAGAACCGGCGAGGCGUUGUCUUCGGCAAGGCCCCCCGGGGUGGCCGGAAGCGCGAGCACCCCUCCUUGCCGAGCGAUUGUAGCAGUGACCUCGAGACUGGCCAGGCUGGCCCUCGCGCCGCCCAGAGUGUCAACCCCGGAGUUAGGUUCGGAGAGGGUGCACCGAGAGAUCGACGGGCUAGUCUCGACAAGGAGUCCGAGAUGUGUGACGUUGACCUCUCCGAGGCUGGACAUCCAAAUCGUUGAAUUCUAAAUGCGAGAGCAGAUCGCAAUGGUAGCUGCUCGAGCGGCCCCAUGGUAAGGAUCCGUAACAUAUAGAAGACCACCGCAUUUAUGGCGCUGUUUACAAGGAUAUAAUGACGUGACACAGGCUACAGGGUCAUUUGAGAGAACGGGGAGAGAGUGCUGCUUAGCUAACAAUAU